AUGAAACUAUCAACUAACUAGAAAUCUAAUAAUCUAUUUGAAAACUAUCCAAAAUUACCUCAAAUACCUCAAAGAAAUUAAUUUCUAACUUCGGAAAAACCUUAAUUUAGAAUAUAACAAUAAAUACAAAAUUAAAAAAAUUUUCUCUCAUUCUAAGAAAUUUUUGAGAUUGAUUAGAAAAAUAAGUUUCUUCUCAAAGAGUUAAUAAAGGUUUUGAAUGAAGAUCUCAAUUAUUAACCAUAAUAAUUACAACCCAACAAUAUAAAUUAAUAAGAAUAUGAAUUAAAAUAAAAGCCUCGUAGAAUAAGAAAUAAAUCAUAUGAUAAUAACUUUUAAGGUGAUAAAUCAUUUGAUGAUGGAGUAAGUUUUCGCAAAUAAAGCAAAUUACCAAAUAAUAAUAAAAAUAUUUAAUUGAAAAACCAUUCUAGAACAGCAAAAAUUCAUAAAAUAAUAAAUGUGAAUAAAGAAGAAUUAGAUGAUUCGUUUAUUGAGUUUGAGUAAAAAUAAAUAAAUGAUAUGAAAGUUUCAAAUAAAAAAUAAAUGAAAUUCAAUUCAGAGAUACAUGAAUAAGAUGGAGAGAUAAAGAAUAGUAUGAAUUUUAGAAAAGAAUCCAAAAACAAAAAAAAGAAACAUAAAUUCAAAAUUGUUGGUUAUGCAAUAUUUGCUGCUAUUUGUUUGUCAAAAAAAUAUAGAAUGAUAUAAAAAUAGAAAUAAGAAUUACGAAGUUAAAUAAAUUAAAAUUUUUAAUAACAUUAAAAAGUAUUAGACAAAUUCUCCAAAAGAUAAACUAUCAUUCAUGAAAAAUAAUACUAUGAAUUUAUUGUAGAAAAACUAAUGCAUUAUUUUAAAGACUAAUAAUUUUUUGAAGAAACUCAAAAAAUUAAAAAUUAAUCAAAAGAAUAUUAAAGUGACAUUAGAAAAUUACAUGUGUUUAAAUUUACUACUUAACUUUUUAAAAAUGUAGAAUUUUAUACUAGACAAAAAAAUACUCCAGAUUAUAUACUUAGUUUACUUAAUAUGAGUUUGUAUGAAAAAACUGCUAUUCCUAUUUCAAAAUUUGUAGGUUAAAGAUGUCUAUUUUAUAGUGAUGAUCAUCUAAAAAUACCUUAAGAUUAAUUAGUUUUGAUAGCAAUGGAAUAUUAUUUUUUUUGUAAUUUGAUUCCAAAUUUUUUUGAAAUGUUGAAUGAACUUUAAGAUGAUAAAUUUAUUACAAAAUAAAAAAUUAGAACAAAUCUAUUUCAUUAAAAUGAAUGUCAUUUUUAUGUGUGUAUUUUUGCAACCUUAAUUUAAGAAAAGAUUAUCUAAACUUUUUAGGAGAUGAGAAAGAUAAAAAAUCCUAAUGGGAAUAUUGUUUAAAAAACUUUAUAAACAACUGAAUAAUAGAAUCUAGUCAUCAAAGCACAGAUUGUGAUUAAUAAUGAAUUAGAUGAUAAAGAUGUAGAAAAAGAAAUAGUAAAGGGAUUAAUUACUUCUGAUUUAAUAGAAGCUCUUGAAGAAGAAAAAGGUUAAUGGAAGUAGUUCAUAGCUUAGACUUUUUAAAAAAUAAUUAAAAAUUUUAGAAGCUUAAUGCCAAAUUGA
Messenger RNA from Paramecium sonneborni, 1578 nucleotides. The record is from the annotation of a GenBank genome assembly. NCBI's taxonomy places the organism in Eukaryota, Ciliophora, Oligohymenophorea, Peniculida, Parameciidae.